Molecule: messenger RNA, 574 nt
Organism: Babjeviella inositovora NRRL Y-12698
Lineage: Eukaryota; Fungi; Ascomycota; Pichiomycetes; Serinales
Exons: 1
Coding region: 243-467 (74 amino acids)
Source: RefSeq, a predicted model, not a curated record
CGAACGUCACCCAGGUAAACGCAUCUGCCAGAUUAUCAAGCUCAGGCCGGAAUUCUUAGAGGAGUACAAAACCAUCCACAGUGCUGUGUGGGAGCCGGUCCUCAAGAACCUUACCAAGUACCAUAUCGAAGACUAUUCCAUUCACUAUGCGCCUGAGUUUGACUUGUUAAUUGCGAACUUCAAGUACACUGGUGAUAACUGGGAACGUGAUGCUGAAGAUAUGAGAGUGGAUCCGGGCAAUCAUGACUGGUGGAAGGUCACCGACGCCAUGCAGUCUACGUUGGUGGAAGGCUCUACUGGCAGUAGCGAUAAAAAGGGCUGGUGGAAGAACUUGGAAGAGGUUUUCCGUGUUGACCACUGAGUUUCAAUGGAGCGGUAUAAACCAAUUUCUCUCUGGUGUUUGUCUGGAACUGGCUUCACGGACCCUCCUUUCCCAGACUCCUGCUAGACUUAUUCCUGCUGAAUAAUAUUCGGUUUAUUAUAUUUAACUUUAAAAGGUUAUUUCUAAGUCUGUAUAUGCAAAUAUUUACUUCACUUUAGCUCCUCUCCAUUUUUGUAAUGCCAACCUCAGUCG